AGAAAGAAAGAAAAGUUAUCACUUCAAAAAAGAAGGGGCAGUUGCUCGGAUUCCGUCGAUUCUUUCUUGGUUUUUCUCUUGGGCAUCAUUUCUUGCAGCUUUUCUUCUCUCGAGAUCAGGAUGGACUCUCUAAUUAGUUGCUGAAAUACUCUGGAGGUUGAGCAAUUCCAUUUCGUGCUCGUUGCGACCGACAUUCUGGUCAGAAGAUGUUAUAAUGCACUUACUAAGCUGAAGUUAUUAGUUGGCUGAGUGUGGAGGCUCUCGAAGCAUUGUUCUACCCCACCAUCACGUUAACUAAACUUCUGCCACCUGAAUCUAAGACUAUAUAGCGUUCUGGCCACAAGAUAGAUUAGAGUACCUAAUCAUCCUGUAUCUUGAACAAGCUAGCUAUGCAUUGAGUGAAUUUGAUAUUUAUUGCCUAUACAAGUACAAAUGGAGACUAAAGAGGCAGAGAGAACAGUGAUCGCAAAACCAGUUGCGUCACGGCCUACCUUUUCCACUUUUAGGUCUUUCUCAGAGCUCCUUGCAGGUGCAAUUAAUGAAUCAACCCCUAAAAUGGGUUCUGAAAGCGGUGUUGCCCCAAUUAAACCCAAGACAGUGAGGUUCAAGCCUGCGGUGAAUCGCACUUCAGCUGCCAUAUUUUCAUCCCAGGCUGAAAUCUCUGGAGCUGCAAUCUGCAAUUCAGUGGAUACACUUUCAAAUUCGGACAGUCAGCGGACUGUAGUAUAUAAACCUUUGGCAAAGCCAGUGUCAAAAGCUGCUGCUUCACUCUUGGCUAAUAUGGGGAACUUCAAUGCUACUCAACCAGCCAUACAACCAUCUGAUAGUUCGACUCCAGAAAAACGCCGUGUGAAAUCAAAAACGAGCUCAAAUGCUCGUCAAAUUAUACCACGUGCUGCAGUGACCGAACAGACGAGCGAACCCUUGAAAUUGGCAGCUCAGGACGUUGAGGAGGACCAAAAAGCUUUACCAUCCACAGCUAGUGUGGAUCGUCCUUCUUAUGAUGGGUAUAACUGGAGAAAAUAUGGACAAAAACAGGUAAAAGGGAGUGAGUACCCACGAAGUUAUUACAAGUGUACCCACCCAAACUGUCCGGUGAAGAAGAAGGUUGAGCGAUCACUUGAUGGACAGAUAGCAGAAAUAGUGUACAAGGGUGAGCAUAACCAUCCAAAGCCUCAGCCUCCUAAACGCAGUUCAUCAGGGAUGCAGGGGCUUGGGACCAUACCUGAUGGAACAGAACAAGACAAUAGCAACCCAUUAUGGGGUAGCCAACCAGGCGAAAAGAAUGAAGGUUCUCUCGGUAGAGUAGAAAAUCAGACUGAGGUAGGAUUAGCGGCAAAUUCGUCUUAUCAAGGCAAGGGCCUGAUAGUUCAUGACCCAGUCGCUGCAAACGAGGCAAUUGGUCCUUCUGGUGGGACUCCUGACAGUUCGUGUAAUAUUAGCGGGGCAGACGAUGGAAGCAAGACAAAGGAAAUGGGUAAUGAUGAACCGAGGAGUAAGAGAAGGAGAACUGAAAGUGGACCCAGCGAAGCAGGCAUCAUCGCUGAAGGGGUACAAGAGCCCUGCACUGAUCGGCAAAAUUCAACCGAUUCUGAGGUUCUGGGUGAUGGCUUUCGCUGGAGGAAAUAUGGCCAGAAGGUUGUCAAGGGAAACCCCCAUCCCAGGAGUUACUAUAGAUGUACGAGUCUCAAGUGCAGCGUGCGCAAGUAUGUGGAAAGAGCAAUGGAUGAUCCCAAAUCUUUCAUAACAACAUAUGAAGGGAAGCAUAACCACGAAAUGCCCCUCAAGGGCACAAAUCCAGCUGAUCACCAAGCUAACAGAUAAGCCUUAGCGAAAGGCACAACGUUUCGAUGCGUUGCUGAUCUGACCGGAAAUUGACGAAGGCAAGACGGUAUGACCUCCAUUUUGCCUUGUCAUGAAAAACACCGUAUUUCCAACAUUUCAUGUGAGCCACGCUGCUGCCAUUGGACAGGGUUAGCUUUUCCCCUUUUCAGUAUGAUCGACGGACUAGGGACACUGAUUGUAGUAAUACGUGCACUCGUGCCUUCUUCGAAGUUUAGGUGAAAUUUUGUCGGCGGUACAGAACUACUUGCUGCUGCCAUGUAUCACAGAUAAUUCGUUCCACUUCGAUGCAGUGCAAGAUCCAUUGCCCUCUCCUUUUUAUUCA
Syzygium oleosum is the source of this 2167-nucleotide messenger RNA. RefSeq names its product WRKY transcription factor 44-like. The transcript is spliced from 7 exons. Gene Ontology annotation, biological process: regulation of DNA-templated transcription. The record is from RefSeq and is a predicted model, not a curated record. NCBI's taxonomy places the organism in Eukaryota, Viridiplantae, Streptophyta, Magnoliopsida, Myrtales, Myrtaceae. Bases 433 to 1824 code for a protein of 463 amino acids. Gene Ontology annotation, molecular function: sequence-specific DNA binding; DNA-binding transcription factor activity.